GUCCACACUCGGACGGCAGUGGGAGGCGAUUACAGACCAUUAUUUUCGGCUGUCUUAACCUCGAGCCCCCCGUUUCUUUUGUGCUCCUUUUUUUUUUUUCAAACGCCUCGCGGGACUGCUGAUCGGCCGCGCGCACGCACGCGGGUUCUGCAGAAUCCAUGCAGCUCCUCCUCGAGGGGGUCGCGGUGACUGAGAGCCCCCACCCCCUCGUCUCUCUCUCUGUCUCCCCCCCGGCUCCUCUUGCGCCCGCCCCGGCACCGAUUGUUGACAAAAGACGCCGCGAGACGGAGCGACGGAGCCCGGUACUGGUGUGGCCGAGGUGAUUCGGUUGUCGGUGGUCGGACCGCAGCAGGCCGGUGUGAAGUGGACGCCCCCCCCCCCCAAUUCCUCUCCUCUCCUCGCGAUUGGUAUUUACCGACAAAACCAGCGGCCAGGAUGGGUCACUCGCUGUGAGUCGAAGGGUCACCCCAGAGUUACAGGAGGAGGAGGAGGCGGCUGCCUUGGGCAGGUCUAUUCAGCCGGGAAUGGUGUGAGCUGAGGCGGCCAGGCAUUCUGGAUCUGACCGGGGACCCGUCAUUCCCCCGGAGCCUCCGCGGCUCCAAGCCGCGUCCCGAGCCUUCCAAGAUGGGGAAGUGCGACGGAAGAUGCACGCUGCUGGUGAUAUGUUCACUGCAGUUGGUGGCAGCCCUUCAGAGGCAGGUGUUUGAUUUCCUGGGCUACCAAUGGGCUCCCAUCCUGGCUAACUUCCUGCACAUCAUGGCCGUCAUCCUGGGCAUGUUUGGCACCGUGCAGUUUCGCUUCAGAUACCUUAUCUUUUAUGCAGUGUGGCUGGUCCUUUGGGUGGGUUGGAACUCCUUCAUUAUCUGUUUCUACCUUGAAGUAGGAAACCUGUCUCAGGACCGAGACUUCCUCAUGACGUUCAACACGUCUCUUCAUCGCUCGUGGUGGAUGGAGCAUGGUCCUGGUUGCCUGGUAACGCCAGUGCUGGACUCUCGCAUGGCCCCUGACGACCACCAUGUCAUCACUGUCUCUGGGUGUCUGCUGGACUACCAGUACAUAGAGGUGUUAAGUUCAGCCUUCCAGGUCCUGUUGGCUCUCUUUGGCUUUGUAUACGCCUGCUACGUGAGCAAAGUCUUCCAGGAUGACGAGGACAGCUUUGACUUCAUCGGUGGCUUUGACUCGUACGGCUACCAGCCUCCUCAGAAGUCCUCCCAUCUGCAACUGCAGCCUCUUUACACGGCUGGUUAACUGCUGGUAGCGCCCCCUUCAGGACAAACGCUGACGCUGUCACAGUGGAUGGAAAGUGGUGGUUGCCUCAAUUACACUCACUCUGUGUGUCACAGUUUAAUGGAGGACUGGACUUACCCCACCCAGCGGGAGAGACGUCUGUGCGUGUGUGCAUGUGUGCUUGUGUCUGAGAAAGAGAAACGCAGCCCUGAAUAGAAUGUACAGAGCUCAGGGAAGAACCAGCAUGUCAGGGGGUGUGAGACGAUGGAGGAGGAGGAGGAGGAAAGAAGAUGCAGAGAACAAGAGCUGGGGGCACCUCUGUCAAUUCACAGAAGACACACUUCACUAAACUGCCAGCUCUCAACACUCCCACAAGUGUGUAUGUGUAUGUGUGUGUGAUUGUGCAACUCCACAAUACUGGCUGGUGCUUUGUGGUGGCACCCUGGACUCUUACCACUCGGUGUCCCUGUGAAUAUUUGUUUUUGGGUGCUUGCGUGUGUGUGUGUGUAUGUGUGUGUUUGGGGGGGGGGUCACAUAAUAAAUGGAGGCACGGCUCGUACCUGUUGUCGUUUUAGAAUGUGGUGAUGUCGAACUAGAGCAGUCUUACGAUUCCCAUCCCCAGAGCCAUCUGUCCUUCCUCCCAUGCUGUUAAAACCCCUGUUUGAGUUCAAACCUUUCGACAUUACCGACCUGGCCGACUGAGAUAGUGGAACAACAGGUGGAACAGAAAGGAUGAACCGCGUAAAGGAUCAGACCGGCCAUGUUUCAUACAUUUUAUUAUUCACCAAAACCAACAAUGCGUUCAUGCGUCUCUUGAAACUGUCCAACUUUACCAGCUUGUGUCUCUCAAGCCCAAAACAAUUAGUUCAAAAAGAGUCACAGAAAUGUACUGUCAUUUUAAGGAAAGGUGAAACAAUUGGGCAAUGUAAAUUUCACUAAAACAGCAGUAAAUAUUGCUUUUGUCGGGGGACUAUUUCCAUGUGCUCCGCUAUACUUCCAGCAGCAGGACGGUGUAUGUGGGAUCAUUUCAAAAUAAACUACAUCGGAAUGAAGGAACACGUCAACCAGUGCAACUGUGUGGCUCAUGGAUGUGUUUUUAUUAUUUUUUAAAGUUUUGGACAGAAAUGCAUUUCACUGAGGAAUGAGAUGUACCAGGCUUUGACUACACAAACAAUUACUGUUAGUAGGAUUAAUAAAUUGUUCAAUUUGGUCUUUUCAUGUGAUGUUGUUGACAAUAAUGAAAAUGUAAAAUAUAACCAGACAUCCCUAAAAGUUCUGGGUAUCUGCAAAAAUCAAGUCAAAUGUGAUUUGCAGGAUGUUUUGUUUUCAGGAAGAUAAA
Anarrhichthys ocellatus (wolf-eel) is the source of this 2566-nucleotide messenger RNA. RefSeq names its product sodium/potassium transporting ATPase interacting 1 (gene nkain1). The transcript is spliced from 8 exons. Lineage: Eukaryota; Metazoa; Chordata; Actinopteri; Perciformes; Anarhichadidae. Bases 625 to 1248 code for a protein of 207 amino acids. The record is from RefSeq and is a predicted model, not a curated record. Gene Ontology annotation, biological process: regulation of sodium ion transport.